Molecule: messenger RNA, 495 nt
Organism: Fusarium pseudograminearum CS3096
Lineage: Eukaryota; Fungi; Ascomycota; Sordariomycetes; Hypocreales; Nectriaceae
Exons: 2
Coding region: 1-495 (164 amino acids)
Molecular function (GO): fatty acyl-CoA hydrolase activity
Source: RefSeq, a predicted model, not a curated record
AUGUCUGAAUCCAGUAAUCCCGAAGACAAGAUCAGGGCCUGGCUUCAACUCACAAUCAACGAGAGCGGUCAUUCUAAGCAAGGAGAUUGGAUGAACACCCUCGUUCCUCACCUUGAACUCGUCUCCAGCAACGCUGAGGGCCCUCAUCCAUCUUGUGUAUUCUCAUAUACAGUUCAGCCCGACAAUUGCAACCGGUUGCAAAACCUUCACGGUGGCUGCGCAGCUACGCUCUUUGACUGGUGCACGACGUUACCUAUCGCUUUGGUGAACAAGCCCGGCUUCUGGCAACAUUUAGGUGUGAGCCGAACACUCAACGUUACCUACAUGCGACCUGUUCCCGUUGGGACUGAGAUACUCAUCGAGUGUACCAUUACUCAGAUUGGGCGGAAACUGGCGACCCUGCAUGGAACAAUGAGGAGGAGAGAGGACAACUUACUGCUGGCGACAGCCGAGCAUGGCAAAGUUAACAUUGAUGCCGAUAUUGCCAAGAUGUAG